GUGUCUAAACCUUGAGUCGUAACUUGAAUCAGCGGAAUGUCCUUGAACUGUUGACUUGAUGGUUGUGGAGGAUUUCUGUUCAUUUUUAGCAGAAAGGAGGGAACUUUUGUUCGACAGUCUCAGUGAUCAUACAGAAAACUUCGUUGAUUCCCCGGUAAGCAAUGAAAUAUCAUUCCUUUGUACAUUUUUCGAACCUUCAAAUUAGGAUUCUGAUGGUGAUGUAUGUAUAGAGCGAAAGAAUGGUGUGAAUGCGCUUGUAAAUUGGGACACAGAAUUGGAAUGUAGAGUGCGUGAUCGCUUUGAGAGGUUAAUAAGCAAUAUAGAAAUGCAGUCGAAAGGCGUUAAACCGUCUUCAGCUGACGAAAAGUUAGUGAAACCUGAUAUUGCUGGGAUGAUCGAACUGCAUUUGAAGCGUCAAAAUACGACAAAAAAUAGUGUUCACAGCGAAGAAGAUCGUGAAAAACUACGCAGUUUACUGGAAACUGCUAAGUCAAAAUGCCUCUCUGUUAAGAUUGAGGAGAAAAAGUUCAAGAGAUCUCUGUUACGCAGGUUACGUCCGCGCAAAUCCAAAAGUCUUAAGAAAAAGCGUACAGGCACCAAUAUGAAGACGGAAAAAACUCUUAUGAAAAAUUUUCCGGAAUCAGGAAACGGAUUUUUCUGUUUACUCAGAGGAUUUCUAACACUUGAGGGUGAACGGAGAAAGCUGACUACACCUCAAAUAUGUGAAUAUGUUCGUGAAUGGCAACUACAAAAUCAAAGUAAAUUAAGAAAGCUUGGUGGGACCUACAGUUGGAUUGAUCGGGUAGAAAACUGGUCAUCAGUGACUUCACAUGCGCUACAUUUUCUAACAGCUGAACAUGUACCGGAGAAUGUUGUGCACAAAAGUUCCCGUCGACUUAUAUGCCCAAGACCAUAUGUCGAUUUGAGGCCACGCAUUCAUCAGUGGCGCUGGCUAUUAUGUCCUCCUUCUGGAGCCAAUCCAAAACUCGACCGGGAAUGGAGCAGGAAAUUUGAAAAGGAAACAAAAGAAUUGGUUGGAAUAUUUACAGAUUGGCUUCGAGCACCACGUGGACUCGGUGGACUAACAGAUGCCAUUUUAUCCACUUCAAACUCCUCACUUGCAACUGGUAAACGUAAGAAAAGACGCACAAAUGUUAAGCAUGAAAAUAAGAGUAAGCAGUGUUCUCAAGAUUCUGAUUGUAGCAGUUAUAAGUCAAAUGUAGUUGAUUCGGAGCUCGACGAAGAUCAAACGUGUUUACAAAUAGACGAUGGUCAAAUUGAGUCUGAUAACAUUGAAAAGAAAAGUAAAAGCAAACAAGAAGUUAAGACAAAGGUUUCUAAACAUUCACAACAACCAAAAACUAAUGAAGAUGAUGAUAUACCUCCACCAUUAUUCCCAACAUCAUGGAAACUUCGUCCAUUUACUAAAGAAGAGAAAGCGAAAUUUCAAUUGCAAGAACUGGAACGUUUUUCACAGCCAUGGACGCCAUUUGUUUACCAGAUACAAGAUUAUUAUGCCACCGUUGGACCACUUCGUUCUGCUCCAAGCGCACUGAAUCAAGAUUCGGGAUCUCUUAAUCCAGGUCGUAAUUGGUCUGGCCAUUCUAAGGCUAGGGAUCAUCCUUUAUUAAAACCGGAUCGUCCUACGUUUGCUAGUUUGGCUGAAAUUGUUCGAGAUGCUGUGGCUUGUUUGCCCAAUGGAGAAGGAAGCCGUACAGAUAUCACUACACUUGUACAGAAUAGUGUCUUUUUGCUACCGAAUAUCGAUCCGCGUAAGCUACAACAGUGCGUCAGUUCAGCUCUGGAUCGUUUGCAGGGUGAAACAUCUGAUCCAUCUGUUUAUUUUAACAGCAGUCGUCGUAUCUGGAUCUAUCGUCAUAGAUGUCGAUCUUUUGAUCAAUUUGCUAAACUACAUGAAGCCAGAUGUGCUAUCAACGAAACUAAAAAAAUUAUCCAACGUGGUGGUGAUACUACAACAUCUGUCAACAGCACUAACAAAGUAGUUAGGCAUACUAAUAUACGUAUUCCUGAAAAACUGGCUGAAUACUCAGUUAAAUCCAACAGUCUGCGUAAUAACACUUUGAAAAAUUCUGGACGUUAUCAACACAAUGGAGGAAGACAUAUUCAAUCAGGUUAUGUCUGUCGAGAUUAUGGAUAUAUGGAGGUCGGUGAUGAUCAUUCACUGAAUGAUCAUGAUGAUUAUAUUCCAGACAUUGAAGAAUUGGAAGCAGCUGAUGAAAAUAACAUGAUUGAUUAUAGUUGCACAUCGCCUGUUACUUCAAUAAAUUCUAAUGAUGUAGGUGUUUGUGAUAUUGUUACCGCUGAUUAUGGUAGUGACAAUGAUGAGGAUGUGGAUGAAGAGGAGGAUGAGAAGGACGAGAUGGAAGAGGAAGAUGAAGAAGUCGAAGAGGAGAAGGAGGAGGAGGACGGGGAAUUGGACGAUGAUAUAUACAAACUGUAUUGUGAAAAUGAAAUUUUUAGCAGUUGGGAUAUUUCCACUGAUCCUGAAUUCACGAAAAAAUCGAAUCCCUUAGGUUCAUUUCAAUCAAGAUGUCCAACUUCAUUCAUCAAACCGAACUGUCGUAAAUAAUUAAAAUAAUUUUCAUAAUACUAAUAGUAAAUACUCAAAGCUUCCAAGUUCUACAUCUUCAUUUUAUUUAAAAAUAUGUCCUGAGGAUUAUUUCAACAGUGAUGCUCUAAUCGAAAAUUAUACUAUUGACAAAAACGAUAUGAAUAAAGGAUAUUUGUAGGGUUGAGUGAAAAAAAAUUAAUUUUACAUAUCCCUAAUAUAUGACAGUAUUUUAAUCCUGGUUAAAUUUUAGCCCUUUUUUCAGUUUUCCUUUAAUAAUAUUAAUAAUAAUAAUAUAGCUAUGGCUACAUUUUCCUUAUGUAGAAUUCAUAAAUUGUUUUCAUAUCUAUUCAACUUACCGGUCAACAGUGGUCAUAUUCUAAAUUUUAUGUACGGUGAAAUUUGAUUCCGUACAACACUCUACCUCGGUAGACCAUCUUGGUUAUUAAUUCGGAGGCCAUUUGUUCAAUUCAUUUUAUCCUCAAUCGUCAUUCAUUACGCGCCUAUGGCAGUCUGGCAAUCUCAUAAAUGAGAUCCUUGUUUUUGAAUGUUCGACCCCCACCCCCGCCCCAUACACACACACACACACACACCUUUUUCUCAAUGUAUUGACCCUAUUUCUCGAAAAACUUUUAACUUUUUAACUAACUACCAGGCGCUUUUUUUAAAAGUAGUGAUUGUAAUAAAUAUAGAUUGAAAAAAAAAAGAAAAAAGAAAUUUGUUUCCAUUUCCUUUUCAUUUUGCUUCCUUCCCUCUAUAAUAUUUAAUAUCUCUUUUAUACAUUAUGUGUAACUAAUAAUAUUUACGAAGCAUAUAAUUAUUAUUGUUUGUUUUUGUUAAAAAAUGAAAAGGAAAAAAGAAUUGGACUUCGUACAAAUGUUGGUGUAUUUUUAUCAAACGUGUUUAAGUGUGUGGUAUUAUUUUGUUCGACUUUGUGGUUGUUUUUUUUGUAAGCUAAUUAAGUUUCAAAAAUGUGUUUAACUCUAAAAAUAUAAUAUACUCUUGUUUUUAUUUUAAACCCAAACCCCACAUUUCUGAGAAAGUGAAACAAAAAUAGUUUAUCACAUUUUAUUGUUCAAAUCCUAUAAUAUUUCUGAAUAAAUAAAUAAAUAUAUAUCGCUUGUCU
Messenger RNA from Trichobilharzia regenti, 3695 nucleotides. Lineage: Eukaryota; Metazoa; Platyhelminthes; Trematoda; Strigeidida; Schistosomatidae. The record is from the annotation of a GenBank genome assembly.